This is a messenger RNA of Trichoderma citrinoviride, 864 nucleotides long. RefSeq lists its product as hypothetical. The transcript has a single exon. Gene Ontology annotation, cellular component: nucleus; cytoplasm. The record is from RefSeq and is a predicted model, not a curated record. Lineage: Eukaryota; Fungi; Ascomycota; Sordariomycetes; Hypocreales; Hypocreaceae. Gene Ontology annotation, molecular function: ATP hydrolysis activity; nicotinamide-nucleotide adenylyltransferase activity. The annotation marks the transcript as partial.
AUGCGCCCCAAUCCCAAACACCUAAUUGACUUCUUCGCCCGCUCGCUCACGUCCUUCCAAUCCUCGCCCGACGUCUUCCGCAUCCUCUGCACCCUGCCGCACAUCAACCAAGAACCCGGUCCCCGACGACCAGCAGCAGCGCCGCCGCCGCCGUCGUCGUCGAGAGUGAAGCGCCUGGUGGUCCUUGACUCGAGCUUCAAUCCGCCGACGAGGGCGCACGCGGAGAUGGCGCGGUCUGCUCUGAAGUGGGCUGCUGCUGCUGCCUCGUCUGCGCCUCUGGAGAAGAACGAGGAUGACGACGAUGGGAGAGGGAGCGUGAGGUUGCUGCUGUUGCUUUCUGUGAAUAACGCGGACAAGGCGCCGAAGCCGGCGAGUUUCCCGCUGCGGCUGGGCAUGAUGGAUGGGUUUGGGCAUGAGCUUCUGAGGAGCCUUGAUGGCUUGGAAGAAGAGGGAGGGGAUGGGGAGGGGCGAGGUGUGUUGAGGAGGCCUGAGAUUGAUCUUGCGGUUACGAAGAUGCCGUAUUUUCAUGAAAAGGCGAGGGUCAUUGGGGAGAGCGGGGUGUAUUCUUCUUCUUCUUCUUCUUCUUCAUCGAAGAGACACGAGCCGGAGCAAGUGUUUCUGGCGGGCUUUGACACGGUGAUACGGAUCUUCAACCCAAAGUAUUACGGAGAAGGAGAAGGGGGGAUGAAGGCUGCGCUGGGCCCGUUCUUUGACAGGGCGAGGCUGAGAGUCACGAUGAGGACGGACGACGAGUGGGGAGAGGAGGACGAGCAGCGGGCGUACGUGAGGGGGCUUGGGGAGGGCGCGCUGGACGAGCUGGGGGGGGAUGCGGCGUGGGCUGGGAGGGUUGAUUUGGUGGAGGGG